Messenger RNA from Strongylocentrotus purpuratus (purple sea urchin), 2545 nucleotides. RefSeq names its product U6 snRNA-associated Sm-like protein LSm8 (gene lsm8). Gene Ontology annotation, molecular function: RNA binding. The transcript has 4 exons. NCBI's taxonomy places the organism in Eukaryota, Metazoa, Echinodermata, Echinoidea, Camarodonta, Strongylocentrotidae. Bases 101 to 391 code for a protein of 96 amino acids. Gene Ontology annotation, biological process: mRNA splicing, via spliceosome. The record is from RefSeq and is a predicted model, not a curated record. Gene Ontology annotation, cellular component: U4/U6 x U5 tri-snRNP complex; U6 snRNP; precatalytic spliceosome.
AAAUGAAAUUGAGUGUACGUUGAUCGUCGUAACGCGUUUGGAUUGAAAUUAUUGUUGCUCACUCCAGAUCCGAAAUCUACAACUUACAAGUUGUUCAGUCAUGGCUUCCACUCUUGAGAGCUACGUUAAUCACACUGUGUCAGUAAUUACCAACGAUGGAAGACAAAUUGUGGGAACUUUGAAAGGGUUUGACCAGACUAUCAAUCUUAUUCUUGAUGAGAGCCAUGAGAGGGUUUACAGCAAUACAGCAGGAGUGGAACAGGUGGUUCUAGGACUCUACAUCAUCAGAGGAGACAACAUAGCUGUUAUAGGAGAGGUAGACGAUGAUGUGGACACUGGUCUUGAUCUUCCUAACAUCCGAGCCGAGCCCCUCAAUGCAGUGGUCCACUGACAUCAGCUCCUCAGUAUGAACUACAUGUAGUAUAAGAUACUGCUUAACCUGGAGUUGGUACAACACAGUUAGGACAGAAAGACAAUUGAAAGCAGAAAAUAUGAUGGAAAGAAUCAGCAACCCAGACCUUCUUGGGCCAGACUACAUCAUGUACAUCAAAGUUUCAUUCAAGAAGGUUCCAUGCUGCGCCCUGGAAAAUGAAUCAGGCCAAGGAGAUGUCCAGACCAUUUAUGGUUAGAAUAGAAUGAUGUAUGAUGAUGAUGACGGUAGUGAUGAAGAGGAUGAUAAUGAUGACAUGCAUUUGAAACCAUCUGCCAUAGAAAGAGUGGAUGUGACUGCAAUUGCCAGACCACUGAGGUACUACUAUGGGCUUUGACAAUCAUAUAUCAUAGAAAGACCACAGCCUUACAAAGACCAUAUGUUUUGUACCACUUUUAUAGUAUUUUUAAAUUCAAAUCUGGACGUUAAGCCCACCUGCCUACAUGUAUAACACUUUUCUUUGUCUCCAUUGAGCAGUCCUUAUAUACAGGUUUCUGUUUUUAGAUUUAAUUCUGUUUUAUUCCACUUUAAGAUAUGUUGCUCAAGGAGGACGUCAAGACCUGGUAAGGGUGAAAAUUUACCAACAAAAAUGUCAAGCUUGUUCGAAGAGGAAAACAAACGUAUUCUUCAAGUUUUUUUUAAGCCUUUCAUUUAAGGGCAAUUCAACUCUUGAGAUAAGUUAACUUUUAUGAAAGCAGUAAAAUAAGAUGAACAAAAUGCUGAAAAUUUGAAAAAUGGGACCAAUAAUAAGAAAGUUAUGAAUGUUUGAAACAUGAAAGCAGUAAGUCUAAACAAAUGUCAAGUCGGCAGUUUGGUCAGUAGUGGAUUGUGAGGUAGUUGCAGAUAACUCUCCUGUUUGUUGUCUACCAAAAUAUUAUUAAUAUCUGUUUUUUCUCCUAAGUGCCUUAUCUCUUGGGACACUACUCAAAAUAUAUUAUUGAUAGCAUUUCAUAUGUCCUCUAAAGAGCAUGAUAGACCCCUCCCUGAGUCAUAAAUUUGUGAAAAGUUGAAAUUGUGUGUGUUGGAACAAAUGGGAAAGUUGUCUACCACUACAUCAUAGAGACAUUACAGAAUCAGCCAAUUUGAAGAGCCCAUACCUAUAGUGAUUACAACUUUUAAAAAAUCAUAACUUUCUCAUUAUCCCCCAAAUUCAUUCUAACUUUUACUAGUCUACUUGAGUGGUUUUGCUGUCAAGGUUGGAUUUCAUUAAGGGCUAAAUGUGCCUGUUUAUAUUUUUCUUUUAUUGCUACAUUAUUUUAAUUAAAUGUCUCUGAAAACAAUUUUAGUAUGUACUUUUGUCAACAAUUAAAAAAAUUACCAUUAAAAAAAAAAAAAUGGUUGACUUUAAACGUGUUGCUAAUUUAAGAAUUUUAAAGCUCAUUCUCCAUAUCAGAUUUCCGACAUGAAAGGAUAUAUGGUCAUGCAACAAAAAUGGAUGCAGUGUGAGUAUGUGCAGAAAUUUCGCUCCUUCUACUCAUGCAUAAAUCUGAUGAUAUAUAUUUUAGGGCUCUGGAUCAAAAGUUAUUAAGCCAAACCACAAAAUGUGGAAUGACGAAGAGUAACAGACAUCAUCUUGACCUUUAGUAUGGCACGUAUGUGACUUCUUAAUCCCAAGCUCUUCUUCUAUGAUUCAGAGAGUAAACAUGUACAUGUAUCUUUUCCAUGAAAGUGAAGCAAUAAUUUGUUAAGAUAUAUUGAUAAUUUUGUAAUUGACAUAUUUCAGGUACUCAUGUUUAGCAUGGAAUGUUUUACUGAUGAACCUGGAUUCCUGGAACCAUCUACAUGUAGUAGAUUUACAAAUGUUCAAGAUAUUUAGUUUCUUUGACCUUGAUCUCUAGACAUCGAGUCUGAGAGAGUGAAUUUUGAUUUUAUUAUUUUUAAAAUCAUAUUGUACAGUCUUUGCUUAUUCAAUAUCGCAACUUUUUAUUCCAAAAUGAUUUUGUUUUUACUCUUUAAGUUGAUAAUCUCAUUUUCAUGAAAAGAGUAUGCCUUGAAUAUCCCCAUAAUUAAGGAUGUGUACAUUCUGUUUCAGGUGUAGAUACAUGUAUCUGAUUUCACUUUUUACCUUGCAAGUUUUUAUUAAAGAAAUAAAAUGUUGAGUACUUCACAUUGAAA